GUCGACCUUACGCGGACCUUCACCUUCCGCAACUCCCAGCAGACGUACACAGGAAUUCCCAUUAUAGUGGCAAACAUGGACACUGUGGGGACAUUUGAAAUGGCCGUGGUUAUGGCAAAACAUGCAAUGUUCACUGCAAUUCACAAGCAUUAUUCUCUGGAAGAAUGGAAACUGUUUGCUGCCAAUCACCCAGAAUGCCUUGAGCAUGUAGCAGCAAGCUCAGGUAGUGGAAAAGCUGAUUUGGACAAAUUAACAAGUAUUCUAGAGGCCAUUCCACCUAUCAGAUACAUUUGCCUGGAUGUGGCAAAUGGCUAUUCAGAGCACUUUGUGGAGUUUGUGAAGUCUGUCCGUGCCCUGUUCCCACAUCACACCAUUAUGGCAGGCAAUGUGGUGACAGGAGAGAUGGUAGAAGAACUUAUUCUUUCUGGAGCAGAUAUUAUUAAAGUGGGUAUCGGACCAGGUUCUGUGUGUACCACUCGGAUUAAGACAGGGGUGGGCUAUCCACAGCUAAGUGCUGUUAUUGAGUGUGCUGACUCGGCACAUGGCUUGAAAGGACAUAUCAUCUCUGAUGGAGGAUGCAGCUGCCCAGGAGAUGUCGCCAAAGCGUUUGGAGCCGGUGCUGAUUUUGUCAUGCUUGGAGGAAUGUUUGCAGGCCAUGACCAGUGUGCUGGAGAGAUUAUAGAAAAGAAUGGCAAGAAGGUGAAACUCUUCUAUGGAAUGAGCUCUGAUACAGCCAUGAAGAAGCAUUCAGGAGGGGUUGCUGAAUACAG
Molecule: messenger RNA, 770 nt
Organism: Nestor notabilis (Kea)
Lineage: Eukaryota; Metazoa; Chordata; Aves; Psittaciformes; Psittacidae
Gene: GMPR
Product: guanosine monophosphate reductase
Exons: 7
Biological process (GO): nucleotide metabolic process
Cellular component (GO): GMP reductase complex
Molecular function (GO): GMP reductase activity
Source: RefSeq, a predicted model, not a curated record